AGAGCCUCGCGCGUUUAACCUAGAAGUAGAACUUUCGGAACUCCAUUUAUCUUAUCACUGCUCACGACAGAUCUGCUUGCUUCAGGCCGUUUAGUCUAGAACAGUUCGGUUCAGUAGUUUUCUCGAUGAUCUUGAGUACCAUGGCAGGCUAAGUCCAAAUUUAUCUCAGUGGUAUUCGUCUCUCUCCCUUCUCGCAUAAUUAUAUCGCAUAUCGGUUUUAAUGAGGAGCUCCUGCUCCAUGAGAAGUACUUCUGGUUCUGUGCGUUGUCUCCCACUAGAAUUCCGGCAAGAAGUCGGGCUAUAUGUAUUCUGAAAAGCAACCUACGCUGCCUCUUAAGUCUUCUCUACUAAACACACUUUAUUUGUUCGACGUCCUAAAUGCACAAAAAUGCAACCGCCCGACGUCCCAAUCGAAGAUUCUUCGGGACGAGGAAGUGAUGACUCGGCUAGCAGUCGGAGUAGCGAAGACGGCGCGGGGAGUGGUGAGGGACGAGAGGAUGCUGCUGCACAAAGUGAGACGUCGAGCAGCGAGGAAGAAGAGGAAGAGCACGAGGGGGACCACGACGGCCAUACCCUGAGCAGCAGCGAUAAAAACAGCGCAGCAGACAGCAUCGCGAGCGAAGAGGAGUCCUCUUCAAGCGCACUAGACCAUCAAGAGGAGAACGAGGAUGGAGAGCAAGGAGAGGACGUUCCUGCAAGAAGUAUUGGCAGCGAAGAGGACGAGGAUGCGAGCGGGAGCGGCGGCGGGCACGACGGAAGUGAUGCUGGAGGAGACGUGGAUGCAGAAGCGGUUGCGAGGACCAGUCAGAGCAGUAGCUCGGAUGGAAAAAACGGACAAGUGAACGCGGCCGCAGGUGACCACAGCGACGGGAGCAGCAGUUCACCCGAUGAAGCUGAUCAGAAUUCCGAUGUCGUUGACAACGGUGCGUCGUCUUUGGCUCGCGAACAAGAACGUAGUGACGAUAACGGUUCUGCUGCUGCUGCUGCUGCUGCCAGCGACGGCGAAAACGACAAAGGUGCAGGUGCGGCCGAGAUAGCACAGCACGAAGAUGAGAUACGCGACGACAGUGAGAAGAGUGCCAGCAGCUACGUUCUCGCCGGCAGCGUGAAAGACGAACAAGAGCCUGAUCCAAAUGACGAAAAUGCGGUUCCCGCUGCUGGACAGGAGGUUCUCACCGAUGCAAAUAACGUGGUGCCAGCAGUACUUCUACCCUCCUGCCGCCAGUGCGCCAACCCGAAAGCGCACGUAAAGCACACCUGCGGCAAGGAACACAAGUUCACGUGGAAAAGGCGCCCGAAGAACGCGGAGAGUACAAAUGUAACGAGCGAUAGGAACAACAGUCGCAAGCUUCUCGGCCCGAAUGCUGCGGGUGACAAAGACGAUGUCAACAGGAAUUUUUCUGAAAAUAACAAUAACCACCCCAGCAGCGAAGAUGACGACUUGGACCCGCACAACAGCAUCAUGCCUUUGGAGAAUUUGGACUUUAUCGCCGACAGUUACCUCCGGAAAAGAAAACUGACGAAGAGAAACAAGGAAAGGGGACCGUACUACGCGAAAUUCAAACUUUCCAUCAACUGGAAGAGCAAGUUAUCCUGUGCAAAAGUAUCGUACUCGUAUUGCAAUCAUGCAUUACAAAUUUUCUUGUUAAGUCAAAUCCGCAUUACAAAUUUUAUUUCUCAUGCUGAGGAAAUUUCUAUUGCAUUUAUACGAGUACGAUGCUUUUGCACUGUAUACAAGUGCCGCUUCAAAAACCUGGACGAAAAAUUCAACGACACCCACUGCACGCAGUGCGGCAAGGAGUAUCAAAUGUAAAAAUGUCUGGGUCUGGAAGAUUGCCAGGUUUGUCAUGCACAUUUUGCAUGACCCAUGAGGUCUGGAAUGCGGGACUUAGCAUGACAGACUCUGCGAGGUCCCUGCCAUGCCUAUUCUGCAUGAGAAAUUCCGGCCCAACUUCGUCAAAAGUGGACAGCUUUUGGCACUCAUGCAACACAGAUUUUUGCAUGCUUCAGAUUUACCAUGACAAGUUGCAAUCUUCCAGACCCAGACAUUUUUACAUUUGAUAAGGAGGGCGGCGAGCUCAUCUUCUGCGACGGCAGGAAUUGCACGCGGUCCUUCCACCUUCCCUGCGUUUCGCGGAACCAGGGCUUCCAGGAUUUGACGGGCCAGGAGUGGCUCUGCCCGUAUUGCGGGGGGAAAGACGAAUUGGUGGUGUACAAUCGGGGGAUGCAGAACAAAAGAUCAGCGCACCAGAAGGCCAACGAAUAUUUCAAGAUGGCAGAACAAGACUCGGCGUUCAAGUUGAAAGUGGAAAAAUUGGUGCGAAAUUGCUCCAUAGCGUCGAAGGCGUCGUUAUGAGAGCUGUGUACUUACAACUCCCCUCAUCAUUUGAAUGGCAGACAGUCAGUAGCAACAGACAGCGAAAGUGUAGUUUCCGCAUGACAUUAUCGCCAUGUACUUAGCUAAGUGCCGCGCGAAAGACUUUACUAGCCUGAGUGCUUUGUGAACGGCUUAAGCCUAAGUGCUUCGCGAACGACUUCAGCCUAGGUGCUUCGCGAACGACUUAUGCCUAAGUGUUGCGCGAAAGACUUAAGCGUAUGUCGCUCGCGAACGACUUAAGCGUAUUUAGUUCGCGAACGACUUAAGCGUAUGUAGUUCGCGAACGACUUAAGCGUAUGUAGUUUGCGAACGACUUAAGCGUAUGUGGCUGCGAGCGAGUUACCUCUAAGUGCUGCGCGAAAGACGUAAUUAUAUGUAGUCCGCGAACGACUUAAGCGUAUGUAGUUCGCGAACGACUUAAGCCUAAAUAAAAUGCUGCGCGAACGACUUAAGCCUGAGUGCUUCGCGCACGACUUAAGCCUCAGUGAGCUUCGUGAAAGACUUAAGCAAGCCGAAGUGCUUCGCGAACGACUAUAGCGAAUAUUUUCUGCGGCACCAAGUGCUCUCUUGCGUGCUGCAACGGAUUCUAUUGCCAAACGGCAGCGGGGACGGCCGGAUUACCUUCCAACUUGCAUGACAGAUGGAGGUAGAUGAGUUGUACACGCGCAUAGUCCUGUCUCGUGGUGCAGAACUGUUUUCCGGACCUGUUUGACGGCAAGCCGAUGGAAGAAUUCGACGUGGAUGAUAUCCUGAGUAAAAACGCCCCCACCCCAGAGUUGUAAUGCAAAUCUGCAUGCCAAAAAAGCCUCUCAUGCGGAGCCCCAUGAGAGCCAUUUUGUACUCGUGUUUUGGGAUUUGUGAUGCUAGAAUCAGCAUGACGUGCUAGAUCUGUGAUGCUUCGGAACUAAACAGGAUUACACUACAAGGACAAAUUUGUCAUGCGAAACAGCCAAAGCUGGUUGAUUUGUUUAGCAGAUUUCGCCAUCUUGACUCUGGUGUGGGGACAUUUUUCCUCACAAUAGAUGACGAAGACUGGUGCGAGCAAAUCAAGAAGAUCCAGGCGAGGUUUAUGACCCACUCAGACGUUACAAUCUCAACUGUUACAAUAGAAUCUGGAAAUCUGUGAUGCAAGAACUGCAUGAUCUAGCCUACUCCCAUAGGAUUGCGCAUGACAAGUUUCGGAGUCCCAAACCCACUUCGAAUCCGGCAAAAUUUGUAUUGCGAAAAGCUCAAUUCUCUCUGCGUUCCUCAUGCUCUUCAUGCAAUACAAAUUCCAGACUCUAUUGUAACGUUUGAGAUUGUAACGCUUGAGCAGGCCAUAAGGUUUCACGAACUUCUCUCCAACGCCACCAGUUCAGACUCGGGCAUUAUCACUUGCAAAAGUGUCUGGGUCUGGAAAAACGCCAGGUGUGUCGUGCUCUGCUAGCAUGACUGUCAAGUCUGUCAUGCAAGGUCGUACCUAAAAGCGCCACUAUUCGUAUUGCGUUAUGCAAAAGCAGAGUUUCUUAUGCAGAAUAGGCAACGCCAAGCGACUCAAAAACCUGUCAUGCUGAGCAGUCAUUUCUGGCGUUGGUUCUCUUAAUUCGCCAACCAGCAUCACAAGUUUCCAGACCCAGACAUAUUUGCAUUUGAUAGGCAUCACCCCGCUCGGCGCGGUUUUGCAAGCGCAGGCGGAGAAGCCCGACAACGUCUGGCCGCUGGAAAUCGCCAAGAUUCUCUUCGCGAACGGCUGCUCGCCCUGGUCAAAAGUGGCGGACAACAGUGUGAUCGUUGGGAACGUGCUGAACCCAGAGGAAACCGGGGUCGCGUUUGUGCAGCGGCAGAUGAUCCACGUCGUGCGAAAGUACCUGGCGACCUGUGAAAAGAACAAGCCGGUGAUUGUCGCGAAAGAUGUGCUGGAAAAUAACGGUUUCCUUCUGAACGGCACCGGGGGAGGUUCUGGCCAGCAGGGACUGUAUUUUCAGCAAAUGCAGAUGAUGAACUCUACAGAUUUCAACAUGCUGGACCCGCAAAUGUGGAGCAAUCUCGUGCACCACCCGAAGACAGACCAGCACCAGCAGCACCAGCCCAUGACGAAUCACAACGUGGUUGCUCCCAACUUGUAUCCCCCAAACGGCAACCCACGGCCGCAGGCCAAUUUAGGACGGAGGAACCCUCGCAGAAACAACAGCAAACAGACCGACCAGGCGCCGCAGCUCGCGGAGCCGCCAAAAAUGAGCGAGCGCGCGCAGCUAUGGAUUGCAAAAAUGUCUGGGUCUGGAAGACUGCAGAAGUUUGUCAUGCAGAUUUUGCAUUACCCAUGAGGUCUGUGAUGCAUGCCCUAGCAUCAGAGAUUUUGUGAGGGGUCUCUGAUGCUCAUACCGCAUGAGAAAUGCUCUCUCCGCGUAGCACAAAUUACACCUCUCUUGCUAUUCAUGCAAUACAGAUUUUAUGUAGAGUCCAAACAGCAUUACAAGUUGCAACCUUCCAGACCCAGACAAUUUUACUUUUGAUAGCAGCGGCACCUCCUGCGGCGGAUCCGGAGCACGCAAAAUUCGCCGAAAAAUAAUGCGGGGGGGAAGAACAAUAAAAGUGGGCCGUUGUUGAGAAGGAACACAACGACGGGGGGUCCCGGGACCCUGCAGAUCGGGACCACUUCGAAGGCCAGUUCUUCCACAAGUCUUCUCGUAAACGGCGAGGUUCUGAAUCUUCGUGAUGCGGCAGCCAAUGCGUUGAAAAAGAGGAGAAUUCUGAAGCGGCAAGACGGCGUAGAAGUUGGGGAGGAAAGCAAAGAUGCGUCGCAGGUGGGGCAACAGUACAAAAUUCACCCCGAGCAGACGAGUACGAAGCUUGUUCAACACCCUCUUUUUCCCGGCGGGGCACCGGCAGAUUCGCAUCCUGCUAAUUCUGCCGUAGUCGGUCGUGGGGCGGUAGUGGGUGUAGCUGGUUCUUCCAAUCUGCUGCCAGAGAAGGAUCCGAAAUUGUUCGCGAACGACAGUAACGCCUCGUUCGCACCAAAAAUAGAUCACGAGAAGACCAGCAAUGCUGCUGGCGCGAACGCAGAUCAGCCGCCCACGACCCCGAAGCCGCACCUUUUAUUCUCUGUCUACCCGGACGAAAAUGUAAAUGAUUCUGUCAAUGCCGGCACUACAACGUGCACUUGGACCUCGCGAUUCAUGAAGCACACCGCGGGACAGGCGGUCGAGCAGGCCGUGCAGGUGAUGCAGCUAUCAACUGCAAAUAUGUGGUCUGGUUCGGGAAGAAUGCAAGAAGACUUGUCAUGCUUAGCGCGCUUGAUUUUGGUUUAUUCUGUGAUGCAUGUGCACGAACAGCCCUCUUACUUGUCAUGCAAAAACGCAAUUUUCCAUGCGGAAUACGCAACAUAUAGCAGCUCGAAAAGUUCUCAUGCGUGGCUGCAUAUUCCAGUGUGGCCAUCAAUCGCAGACUUGCAUCACAAGUUCCCAGUGCAAAUAAUUUGCACUUGAUAGCAGCCGAGCGUGCACGAAACCAUGUGGGAAAAGCAGGUUGAGUAUCGUAAGGAAAAAAUCCUCCCUCCCCAUUCAAAAAGGGCAUACUUCUGAAAAGUUGUGAUGCUGAUUUGUGACCACAAAUCGUCUCUGUAUUGCAAGAAAGGAAACCCAGAGACUCUGCCGCAUUUUGCAGGCGGUUUGUGAUGCUGCUAGACCUACAGGGGGGAUCUCUGUCAUGCCAAGUGCCUACGUCAGAACAUCCCCGCCCAGGCUUUGCAUCUGCCUGCGUUUCUCUACUGCAAGACACAGCUGAUUUGUGUACACAGAUCCCGCAUCACAGAUUUCGACUUCGAUAUGGCGAGGGGGGAUUUUUCAUUUUGAUAUUGAGUAUCGCAACGCGUCAAAGAGCUCGGGGGUGGGAUCCGGAAACGAGAAUGGUUGUUCAUCAUCUUCCGCGUCGUCCUCUUCGGCCAGGAGGGGAGGUGGAGGUGCAACGGGAACAAAUCAAAGAAAUGCAAGUCAGAAAAACAUCAACGCGGCUUUUUUGUACAACAACAAUAGUCGGGGCAAUUCGAAAAACAGCGGUCCUCUCGGCAUGAUCCCGUCCAAAACCAGCUCCGCUGGCACAGCGCGCACGACGUACAGCAGGUCUCACAGCAGCGUGGUUCUCGCGCCGUCAUUCUCCCCCAACGCGGGGCGGACCAAGGACGUCGCGGUGGAGCGGGAGAUCGGGAGUCUGUUUCAUCCAGCGCCGAGGGCUCCAUCAGCGGAGCAGGAGGAGCAGGGUCUCGUCGUCGCUCCAGCUAAUAAACUGGCACGACCUGCUUUGAAGACAGCAGAAGGCAAAAAUAAGACCACGGCCGAAGUAGCGGCGUCCGCGGGUCGUGUCCCUCCAGAACGGAAGACUCUUCCGCAGAGAAAAGCGAAGCAACAGGCGAAGUUGAAACAGGAAACUUUGUUGCCGCCGGAAGAUGAGGAAGAAGAUUCAGAUUCAGAUUUCGACGCAGAAGAACCAGCGGAGCGAGACGACUCUGAAGACAGUAGCAGCGAGGGGAAUGAGGAAAAUAGCAGUAGCGAAGAAGAUGACAGCAGCAGUAACAACAGCCAAAGCAGCGAGAAGGAGGAGGUCGGGGAAAGACGGCCGCAAGGAGAAGGAGCAGGAAGUAGUAGUAGACAAAUAAUAAAACAAGAGCCAAAAAAUCCAGUGCUUGUCCCAGAGCAGGCCGGGCUGACGGAAGGGCAAAAGUUAAAACUUCCGAUCGGCAGUGCGGUUAGUAGCAAGAAUAAUGAGCCGAACACGAAGAAAACCGGGUCCUCUCGUGGUCCACCAGAUAUGAAGAAUCUACUCUUAGGUCCCCGGGUACCGAUAGAACCCGGGCGCACGAUGUCCAUUGCAACGCUGCUGCGGGCGAAAACCUUUUUCAGGAAAAGGAAGAGCACUGGAAGUAGUGUCUUGUCGAGCCGAAGGCGGAGGGAAACGAAUGAGAAAGGGAACAAUUGUAAAGAGGGAUCAAAUAUUAAACAAGCGCGUGAUGAAGUACAAGAUGACAUCAAGGCGAGGACCACCGACAAACCAGAAGCAAAGAUGAUGACAUCCUCAAACGCAAAACCGGCCACAGCAUCGCGAAACCAACCGACGACCAGUCGGAGUCUUGAACAAAACCCAGCGGGCGGGGGUAAGAAAUCUUCCACGUCUUUGCUGCUACUGCAACCCCCAGGAACUUCUACUGUUGUAGCUGGUGGCGGUCCAAAUGCAAAUGCUACCGGUAAGAGUCAGACUUCAUCAUCCCUCCCCACCAUCCAUUAUGAGCUGCGUUGGCCGAAACUUUUGGGAAUCGAGGACCAGUUUCUGGAUGACACGGCGAUACCACACGCGGAAGUUAUAAACACGAUGACGAGUGACGAGCAAAUUUCUUCAGCUUCAUCCGGGAUGGAAAACAACAACAGUAGUAGUUUUGGUAAUUUGAAUUUCGUUUUCGGACCAAGAAAUUUCUUCCAGCCAGGAACAGUGGGUACAGGUGCGAAUUAUAAUCCAAGCGGCAGCACCAGCAGCAGCAGAGCUUUUCCCCCCUUCGCAGAUCCGUUCGUAAACCCAUUUGGAGGUGGACAGCAACGUAAAAACCAGCAGCCUAAUUAUGAUAAACACCAAUGCGACUCGUUUGUGUUCUUCGCAACGAAUAACUCCAGCGACAACAAAAAUUUGAACGCACCAGCAUCAACGUCUUCCUGGAUAAACGCAGACCAUCAAACCCCGCGAGCAAACAUGAUGACAAAUAACCAGGAUCCUCCAGAUGCGAACGCGUCCUCGCGUCUCGUUAUCGAACAGGACCGGAACAAGAACUUUAUUAUUACCCAGGGCGAAUACCGAAACCAAAUCGUCUCCGAUCCGACCAUAUGGAUCGCAAAUAUGUCUGGGUCUGGAAGAAUGCAAGUUUGUCAUGCUUGUCUGGCAUGACUCGAGAAUCUGUGUUGCAUAGGCACGAAAAGGCGCUGUUACCUGUCACGCAAAAACGCAAUUUGCCAUGCGGAAUACGUAACACACGGCGGCCAAAAAAAUUGUCAUGCGUCGCUGCGUAUUCAAGUGCGUCUAUCAUUUCUUUUUAGCAUGAUAGAAAGUUUCCAGACCCAGACAUAUUUGCAUUUCAUAGACCACCAAGCGCCAGCUCUACGUGUGGGGCGAGUUCCUCUCUCUGUUCUACCAAGCCGACCCCGUGCUAGUCUCCACGGUGUUGCACAAGCAUUCUUUCCCCUACUUGCCGGAACAAACCCGAAAGGACGCCUGCUGGGCGCGGCGCAAGUGGCUGCUGUUCCUGGCGGAGGCCAGUGAGUGGCCGGGCUUCAAGAAGAACGUCACCUCGAAUGCGUGCGUCUAUCUGAAGGAACGACAGAACAGUUUACUGGAUGUUUUGAUCCGGAAAAUGCCCGAAGAAAUACUCACACAAGUGGUGCGGUUUUUAUGAGAUGCCGAGUCAUUUUGCUAGUGCGGCCGGUCUUCUUGCGAAUGAUAUAAUCACAAUAGAAAAUGCAGUGAAGCAAUAGAGAAUUUAUUCUUGAAGUGUUUUUUUGCUAUGCUACAAGGUACCCCUGUCUACCUAAAACGAACGUGUAUUCUUCUGUUCGGCGACGCGUUUUGUGCUUGAUAUAAUGAAGACGUGAGUUUAUUAUGUGCAACAUACUGACGACAAGAAGCAAAAAUGUACUUCACAUCUACGAUCAU
Molecule: messenger RNA, 9043 nt
Organism: Amoebophrya sp. A120
Lineage: Eukaryota; Dinophyceae; Syndiniales; Amoebophryaceae
Source: the annotation of a GenBank genome assembly